AUGGUUUUAGAGGCAAAACAUGCACUUCAUUUGGGAAAGCCAUAUUCUAAGGCAGGCCCUGUUCACGCUGUAAUUGAACCUUCCGUUUUGUUUUCCAUCCUUGAUGAUUCUACUAGAAGAAGUGAAAACAAUCAAAGAGUGAUCGGAACUUUGUUAGGAAUUCGCUCUGAAGAUGGUCGCGAAAUUGAAGUGAAGAGUUGUUUUGCUGUCCCUCACAAUGAGAGCAGCGAACAAGUUGAAGUAGAAAUGGAAUAUCACAGAGCUAUGUACCACUUGCACUUGAAGGCUAAUCCCCGUGAAGUAGUGGUGGGUUGGUAUGCUACUUCCUCAGAUUUAGAUGCAUUCAGUGCUUUGAUUCAAAAUCUUUAUGCCUCUCCUCCUGAGCAAGGUUCUCCUGCUUUGGGCACUUACCCUCAUCCCUGUAUCCAUUUGACUGUUGAUACCGAUGUGAGCACUCCUUUAAGCAUUCAAACUUACCUCUCCUCUCCUGUUGGAAUCACCGAAAAACUUGCCGACAGUUGUGCUUUUGUUCCUACUCCUUAUAGCAUUCGGGACAACGAAGCUAUUCGCUCUGGUUUGAAGGCUGUCGCUGCUCCCAAGAACGAUCCUUCCCGUAUCGCUGGUUUAUUUACUGAUCUUCAACAAUUAAAGCGUUCCACUUUGGAAGUUCUCUCAAUGAUUGAACGUGUUUCAGACUAUGUUCAAAAUGUCAUUGAUGGUUCUUCUCCUGCCAACGUUGCUGUCGGUAGAUACUUGGUGAGAUGUCUCAGUCUCGUCCCUAGCAUCGAGGGACAAGAAUUUGAGAAAAUCUUUUCUUCUCACUUGCAAGACGUCUUGGUUGUUGUUUACCUUGCAAAUACCCUCCGUACCCAGAUUGAUGUUGCCUCACGUUUAAAUGUGCUUCCUUAA
Messenger RNA from Schizosaccharomyces osmophilus, 909 nucleotides. It is a transcript of the gene tif306, whose product is annotated as translation initiation factor eIF3f. Gene Ontology annotation, cellular component: eukaryotic translation initiation factor 3 complex, eIF3m. The transcript has a single exon. The coding region runs from base 1 to 909 and encodes 302 amino acids. The record is from RefSeq and is a predicted model, not a curated record. Gene Ontology annotation, molecular function: translation initiation factor activity; translation initiation factor binding; metallopeptidase activity. NCBI's taxonomy places the organism in Eukaryota, Fungi, Ascomycota, Schizosaccharomycetes, Schizosaccharomycetales, Schizosaccharomycetaceae. Gene Ontology annotation, biological process: translational initiation.